AUGAAGGCAGCCAUCGCAUUGUCCCUGCUGCUGCUUUUUGCGCAGAACAGUCUACAAGAUGACUCGCCUGCGCAAAAGGCCUGCAAGGCACUGCACGAGAAGUAUCCCAAAUUGACCGCAUAUGGUCUGGAUCAUGCCUAUAUCGAGGCCAACACGGACUUCUAUACGUCAAGCGCCUUCUUCGGCCCAGCAUGCGUCUUCGAACCAUCCGACAGUUACCAAAUGGCCGAUGCAGUCCUGACGUUCCAGAACUUCACUUCCCCCUUUGCCGUCCGUGGUGGUGGACACAUGCCUAUCGCGGACGCGGCGAAUAUUAAUUCAACGGGUAUCUUGCUUUCCACGGCGGGAUUGUCGCAGGUGCAGGUGUCUGAUGAUAAGAAGACGGUUAAUAUCGGGCCGGGGAAUCACUGGGUGGAUGUGUACAAGGGGCUGGAGCCGUAUGGGUUGACUGUUGUUGGUGUGCCCGGGUUGUUGCUGGGAGGGGGUGUGUCGUAUUUUGGGAAUGAGUAUGGGUGGGGGUCUGCUAAUAUUGCUAGUUUUACGGUCGUCUUGGCGAACGGAACGGUUGCAGUCGCCCGCGCAGACAAUGAAUACUCGGAUCUCUUCUGGGCUCUUCGCGGUGGUGGAAAUUCGUUUGGUAUCGUGACGAACUUUGAGAUGACCACCAUCGACGCACCCGAGGUAAUGAUCGGAUUGGCCUCGUACGUGAACAACGAGCACACUGCAGACGCCUUUAUCGACGCCGUCCAUGACUACGCGGUGUCCGGAACGAAAGACUACAAGUCGGCGACUAUCCCGACGGUAGAGUUUAUCCAAGCCUUGGGCACAACGUUCUAUACCUCUUUUGUCUUCCACAACGGGAAGAACGAGUCUCCUGCGUCGUUGAAGAAGUUCCUGGGUACGAAGAAUGGCACGUCCAGCAACGACAAAGGACUGAAGACUAUGACCAACUCGUACUCCCACCGGUCGAUGUACAAGUGGACCACUGAGCUGGACCCGACAUUCCCACUGCUCAAGGGUGACCGUCAACGUUUCUACGUGUUGAAUAUCCACGCGUCGAACCGCGAGGCUAUCGCCAUCGUGCACGAUACGUAUCUGGACAUUGCCAAGUCUGAGCUUCCGCCUGGUGUGCUUGUCGCGGCACUCGCCUUUCCGGCUGUGGGCGAGAAGUAUAUCGAGGCAUCGACAGUGAAUGGUGGCGACCCCAUGUCGUUGGACCCCGAAGGCGCGCCGUACAUCUGGGUUGAGGAGAGCAUCACAGCUCUCAGCACAGUGACAGACGAACAACUGGAUGAAUUCUACGACAAGGCGAACAGCGACAUCACCAAACGCCUCAAAGAAAAGGGAAUCGACAGUCCGGCAUUCUUGGACCUGAACGACGCCAAUCCCAAACAGGACGUGUUUUCGACGUAUCCCAAGGAGAAUGUUGACCGGUUGAAGAAGAUCCGGGCCAAGUAUGAUCCUGAGCGGGUGUAUACGGAGUUGAUGCCUGGGGGAUGGAAGGUGGAUUAGUUCACUAACCAACUAAGUUAGUUAGUGAACUAGCCAGCCACUUUAUUGAAUACGAGUACGAACAAACAGUCAUGCAAGUUAUGUAAUGCAGGAUUAUGCAGACACGUUAUGCAGUGGCAAGUCAAAGGCCGGUUGAGCCGCCAAUCGGGGGAAUGGUUCCACGGUUGGUGGGUGGGACUAUACUAAAAAUCUAAUUGGGCUAUGAUGCCGAAUACGAUCGUAGAGUCACGUGUAAGGCAGAUUUCGAUCGUUACAGGUGUACUCUGUAACGAUAUGUACUCCAUACUGUAAAACCCCGUUAUAAGCAACUAUUUCGGCAGGUCGCGGAAAUUGCUUAUAACGGAGUAUUGCUUAUAUCGGAUU
Molecule: messenger RNA, 1875 nt
Organism: Aspergillus glaucus CBS 516.65
Lineage: Eukaryota; Fungi; Ascomycota; Eurotiomycetes; Eurotiales; Aspergillaceae
Product: FAD-binding oxidoreductase
Exons: 3
Coding region: 1-1512 (503 amino acids)
Molecular function (GO): FAD binding
Source: RefSeq, a predicted model, not a curated record